UCUCUGCUGGUAUCACUGCACCGAGAUCAAUCUUAACCUCCAAAACGUCAAUUGUAAAACUUGAUUUAUUGAAAAAUAUUCGACUUGAUUUUUGAUAAUAAUGUCGAAACCUAAUUUAAAAUCCGUAAUCGAAUUAAAGAGAGAAGUUGCGCGUAUGGAAGAAGUCGCCAAUUUGCUCCGAAUGGAAAACUUUGAAUAUGCCCUCAAGAUCAAUCGAAUGGAAAAUAUCAUUGGAAAUAUGCAAGCCGUCACUAAGGACCAUCCUGCAAAACUUGUAGAACUCUCUGAUUGUUUAUUCAAAAUUAUUCAUACAUGUAAUGAAGUGAAUCCACCGGCUACAGUUUCGGGGGCCCGAGAUGCUCCUAAUGACCAGACCCAAAUUUCCAUCAAGGCCACUCCCGCUUCACCAGCGACAAAAUCAAGCAAAGCCCAUGUGGUUAAACCCCAUAUGGUAAAUGGACACAUACUAUACAUUCCCACCAUAAAUCUCACCCGAUUAAGUGAAAAUAAUUCAUUGCAGAAGGAAAAUAACAACUCCUUGGGGGAAGAUUCGUCAUUAAGGGGGCCAGCAGCACAGUCGACUUCGGCUGAAAUGAUUGAGACUGAAAAUAACUCAACUCGUGAGUUCCAUAGCGGCAGCCAGAGUUCACAUUUGGAGGAUAUUUCUGAAGCGUCCACGUCAAAAUCGCCUUCGCAUUCAACUGUUCUUUCAGGGACUUUUCAAGAGGUGAAAAUUUACCUUAACCAAGUGAGCCAAGAAAGUAUUAACGAAGAUUCAAGAAAAUCUAUUUCCCCAAAACGACGAUCCCAUCGACACAAGUCUGCUGCAGUAUCGAGCUCUGUCACUAAAAGAAAAUACAAGCGAAGAUAAAUUUGUUACUGCAAUUGUUAAGUAUAUGGAUUAAUUUAUUUAUCACAUUUUUCUUACAUGUAUCUGGUUUCUGUUACUCGAAUAUAAUCUCUUUGGUCCCUAAUAAAGUGAUAGGUAAAUAAUACUGAUUUCCUAAGUAAAAUAUUGUAAAUGCUAGGUAAAAUAAUCUAAAUGCUUGGUAGUAGUGCUAUGUAAGAAAAUACUAUUUGUUAAGAGUAAAAAAAAUUGGAACCAAUUUUUAUCUUUUAGAGCAUUUUUUGGGUCAAUCUAGCGAACUCUCAACCGAUUUUUCACUUAAAAUCAUUCACAAGAAUAUUAUUUAUUGUGGGUAUUUAUUUAUUCAUGUAUUCGUGUAUUACUGAACAUCAUUUAUUAUUUUACUGAAUAAUUGCAUCAUUUUGUUGUCCUGUUUUUUAUUUUGUUAAUGAGGAUCUAUUAUUUAACUACUUCUACUGAACACUGUUUUUACUGAAUAAAAAUAUUUGACGUACAGUACA
Tribolium madens (black flour beetle) is the source of this 1368-nucleotide messenger RNA. RefSeq lists its product as uncharacterized. Bases 101 to 871 code for a protein of 256 amino acids. Lineage: Eukaryota; Metazoa; Arthropoda; Insecta; Coleoptera; Tenebrionidae. The record is from RefSeq and is a predicted model, not a curated record. The transcript is spliced from 8 exons.